Hordeum vulgare subsp. vulgare (domesticated barley) is the source of this 1327-nucleotide messenger RNA. Its product is annotated as transcription factor MYC2-like. The transcript has a single exon. Gene Ontology annotation, cellular component: nucleus. Gene Ontology annotation, biological process: regulation of DNA-templated transcription. NCBI's taxonomy places the organism in Eukaryota, Viridiplantae, Streptophyta, Magnoliopsida, Poales, Poaceae. The record is from RefSeq and is a predicted model, not a curated record. The coding region runs from base 288 to 1094 and encodes 268 amino acids. Gene Ontology annotation, molecular function: DNA-binding transcription factor activity; transcription cis-regulatory region binding; protein dimerization activity.
UUGGAGAUAGCCUUAGCUAUUGGUUCCAAACUUCCAAUCUCUUUCGUACUUCUAAUCCCAAAGGGACAUGUUUUUCGCGAGAGGGAAUUAAAAUCGAGAAGGACAGAUACAUGCAUUUAACAUGACACAUACUCCUACAUGUAAGCAAGGUCUCAACUGCAAAUAUGCCACCUGUAUAAGACACUCGCCCACAGUAAACCACACCACACAUCUCCGGCCGCUAAUUUGCCACUUCGAGCUCUUCAGUUAGCAUAGCGAGACGUACAGGGUACAGCGGCGUGCCGGCCAUGGACGAGCUGCUAUCGCCGUGCUCCCCGUUCUUCCCGCCAUCGCCGCCUACCCAGUUCUCUACCGCCGAAGGGUCCCACCACCAGCUCCUCGAGUUCGCCUCCUGCGAGGUCCCCGAGCAAUGGCUGCUCGGCGACACCGCAGUGCCGGCCAAGAGCGAGGAUGUAGAUUUCUUGUGGCCUGCCGGGAGCUCGUCGCUCUCCCCGGACUCCGAGCUACCGCCGGCGUCGACGACCACGCCUACAAAGCGGCGUGGGCGGAAGCCCGUGCCGCGGCCCGAUGGUCUCACCGUCAGCCACGUGGAGGCCGAGCGCCAGCGCCGCGACAAGCUGAACCGACGCUUCUGCGACCUCCGCGCCGCCGUGCCCACCGUGUCCCGGAUGGACAAGGCCUCACUCCUCGCCGACGCCGUCGCCUACAUCACCGAGCUGCGCUCCCGCGUCGCGCGGCUCGAGGAGGAGGGCCGGCAGGCGGCCGCCGCUAGGUGGGAGGCGUCGAACGGGCCCGCUUCUUCGUCCCGAGGCAGCCACGCCGGGGCUGGCGACGAUGUGGUGGAGGUGCGGAUGGUGGGGAAGGACGCGGCGGCGGUGCGCGUGAUGAGCUCGGGACGAGCCCGGCACGCGCCGGCGCGGCUGAUGAGUGCGCUCCGGUCGCUAGAGCUGCAGGUGCAGCACGCGUGCGUGCACCGCAUGGAGGGCGUGACGGUGCAGGACGUCGUCAUCGACGUGCCCGCUGGACUACAGGACGACGACGGCGACGGCGCCCUCCGCUCCGCGCUGCUCCAGAGGCUAGGGUACAUCGCCUAGCUAGCUUAGCUACCUAGAGGUAGACGUGUGCUCCAUACCUGUUGGCAGCUACGCACCUGCCGUUGGAGAGUGCCACAACGAUGUUAUCUGCUGAACCGCUAUUCUCCAUGGAGUGGAAUAAAUUAAACGACGAAUGCAUCCAUAGUUCCAUGGUCAUCACGGAAUAGAGCACGAGAACUGUUACAACAUUUGCGUCUGUGGUGAACUUUCAAUCUUAAGAUCCGUUGGUUCAU